AUGGCGAAUCCCUCACACUCCCAGGUUAUCGCUGCCCCGGACAGCUCCGGUCGGCUGCUGCGUCUGGUGAGCGCAAGCUCCGUUAUGAUGCAGUUGUUGGGCAAGAGCACCAACAUCCGCAUGUCUCAGAUUCUAGAGCACCACGAAGAUGAUGAUUUUAGUGCACACCGCACUAAAAUUGUGUGCACGAUGGGCCCAAGCUGCUGGGACGUGGACAAGUUGGUACAGCUCAUUGACGCAGGGAUGAACGUGUGCCGUCUUAACUUCUCGCAUGGUGAUCACGAAACUCACGGACGCGUGGUAAAGAACUUACAAGAGGCUCUUAAGCAGCGCCCGGGGAAACGCGUUGCCUUGCUCCUGGACACCAAGGGGCCGGAGAUCAGAACCGGUAUGCUGGAGGUGAGCGUCUGUGGUCCCUUAUACGACACGAGUAUAACUUCAAGUAAGCCGAUCGAGCUCAACGCUGGUGAUAUGCUUAAGAUUGUCACGGACUACAGCUUUGUCGGCAACAAGAGCUGCAUUGCCUGCUCCUAUCAGAAGCUUCCCACCUCGGUCAAGCCAGGAAAUACUAUCCUCAUUGCUGAUGGUUCACUUUCUGUGGAGGUUGUUGAAUGCGGGACGGAUUACGUCAUGACGAGGGUGAUGAAUCCUGCGACAAUCGGCAACAAAAAGAACAUGAACCUUCCUGGUGUGAAGGUUGACUUGCCUGUAAUUGGUGAAAAGGAUAAGAAUGAUAUCUUGAACUUUGGCAUACCCAUGGGCUGCAACUUCAUCGCGGCUUCCUUCGUACAAUCUGCAGAUGAUGUGCGCUACAUCCGCAGCAUUCUUGGCACCAAGGGACGCAACAUCAAGAUUAUUCCCAAGAUUGAAAACGUCGAGGGUUUGCUGAACUUCGACGAAAUUCUGCAGGAGGCCGAUGGUAUUAUGAUCGCUAGAGGUGAUUUAGGAAUGGAAAUUCCUCCUGAAAAGGUCUUCCUUGCCCAGAAGAUGAUGAUUUCAAAAUGCAACGUGGCUGGAAAGCCUGUGAUCACGGCUACUCAGAUGUUAGAGUCGAUGACGAAGAACCCGCGACCCACUCGUGCUGAGGCCGCUGAUGUGGCAAAUGCCGUUCUGGACGGUACGGACUGUGUCAUGCUCUCUGGCGAGACAGCAAACGGAAGCUUCCCUGCACAGGCGGUUACGGUUAUGUCUCGUGUCUGCUUCGAGGCCGAAGGCUGCAUUGAUUAUCAGCAGGUCUUCAGGGCCACUUGCCAGGCUACCAUGAGUCCCAUCGAUACCCAGGAAGCUGUGGCACGCGCUGCUGUGGAGACAGCUCAAUCUAUCAACGCGUCACUUAUCCUUGCACUCACCGAAACAGGCCGCACUGCCCGGCUGAUCGCUAAGUAUAGGCCAAUGCAGCCAAUCUUGGCUCUCAGUGCUUCGGAAGAAACCAUCAAGCACCUGCAGGUUAAUAGAGGCGUCACAACUCUCCUGGUGCCGUCCUUCCAGGGAACGGAUCAGUUGAUCAAAAAUGCGCUUUCUGCUGCCAAGGAGAUGCAGCUGGUCAGCGAAGGCGAGAGCGUUGUUGCGGUCCAUGGCAUGAAGGAGGAGGUUGCUGGCUGGUCGAACCUAUUGAAGGUCCUCGUCGUUGAGUAG
Molecule: messenger RNA, 1635 nt
Organism: Eimeria mitis
Lineage: Eukaryota; Apicomplexa; Conoidasida; Eucoccidiorida; Eimeriidae
Product: pyruvate kinase, putative
Biological process (GO): glycolytic process
Cellular component (GO): cytoplasm
Molecular function (GO): pyruvate kinase activity; magnesium ion binding; potassium ion binding
Source: RefSeq, a predicted model, not a curated record